AUGGACGGCGAAUCCAGAUCGCCUCUCUUCUACCGACACGUGGCAGCAGGAGCUGUUUCAGCCGUGGUGGCGAGCGCCCUCACAUACCCUCUCGAUGUCGCGAAGACCGUCGCGCAGGCGGGUGUCGCACAGGCCAGCGUCGCACACGCGGUUGUCGCACAGACAGGCGCCGUGCAGGGCAGUACGAUCGCGGGGGGACCAGGCGGAGGAUCUUCUGGUGGACUGGCGAGAAGCGGAACAGCAGCAGCCUCAAGAGCAGCUGCUACCAGCGGUCUCAACUGGAGAAGUAGAGCCGCGUUCACGGGGUUUUCACCGCAUAUCGCGGGGCAUCUGCCAUCGCUAGCAGCCCGCUACACCACCUACCAUCUUGCCGCCGCCUACCAAAUGGGUGAGUCCACCUUCCUUCCUUCCUGCCUUGCCAUUCACCUCGCGUUCUCCUCGUGGUCUUCUAGUUCAUCAAGCAAGCCAACUCACUCAGCACGGGUACGGUUCAAUGCGGUUGAGCAUAAUGCUGUCUUUUCCCCCCUUGAGCAGCAGCAGCCUGUUCCUUUGUUAACUUGUCCUCUUCCGUCCCCUCCUUCCCCUCUUUUUACCCCGAUGGUCUGCCCUCUUGGCUCCCCAUCUCCCCGCCUCAAGCACCAGCAGCAGCAGCAGGUGCAUAGCCGGGAUGGUCUGCCCUCUUGGCUGCCCAUCUCCCCGCUUCAAGCAGCAGCAGCAGCAGGAGCCAUUGCAGGAGCGACAGAGUCUCUGCUCUACGUGCUUCACCUGAAACUUUGCUAUGGUCUGCCUUCUUGGAUGCCCAUCUCCCCACCUCAAGCAGCAUUAGCAGGAGCCAUAGCCGGGGCGACAGAGUCCCUGCUCUCCACACCAUUCGACCUCCUCAGAACCCGCCUGCUGCUCGCCACUCCCCUGCUGCCACCUGUCCCGCCCUCCCACCCCAUCUCCCUCCCCAGCCCUUCCAUCCGCAUCCACCGCCCCUCGACUCCUUCCCAACCAACCUCUUCUUCUUUAGGCAAGCCCUCCCCCAGCGAAACCUCCCCCAACCAUACCUCCUCCGGUCAAUCCGCCACCAUCAAUCAAUCUUCCAACCCCACCGCAAGGGCUGGAGUGAGGGCGGAGGGGGCAGCUCAGCUGUGGCGAGGGCUUCGAGCUGGCGUGACUCGGGACUCGCUUUUCGGAGCGGUGUUCUUUGGAGGGUGGGUGACUAUAGAGGAGGGAUUGAGGGAACUGGAGGAGCUUCAGAGGAGGAAGAGUGAGAGGGAUGGGGAGGAGGAGCAGGAAAGGACGGAGGGAGGAGGAGUGGGUGGUGGAGACAUGGGGAGGGGGAGUGUGGGGAAUGGGUAUUGGUAUGCGUUGACGCAAGGGUUGGAAGCGGCAGUGGCAGCAGCGGUGGCGUCGGUGGUGUCGCAUCCGUUUGACUGUGCCAAGACCCGCACUCAAGCCACUGUCUUGCCUAAGGGUGGGGAGGGGAUUUGGGCGGAUGGGGGGGGAAAGCGUGGGAGGGGGAAGUGGGGAAGUGAGUGGGUGAAUUGGUGGGAAAGGGGAAGGGGGGAAAGGGGAGAGACCCCGUGCUGGUGGAAAAAGGGGAGCGACCUGGCGCACCUGCUGGAGGUGCUGCGCGGCGCGGAGGACGCGCUCGCGAAGCACGCGCCGCAGCUCGACACGCUGCUCGCGUCGCUUGAUCCCGCCUUGCACUCGCUUGCCUUCCUCUUCUUUCUGUGA
This is a messenger RNA of Closterium sp. NIES-65, 1722 nucleotides long. The record is from the annotation of a GenBank genome assembly. Lineage: Eukaryota; Viridiplantae; Streptophyta; Zygnematophyceae; Desmidiales; Closteriaceae.